CAGUCCGUCUGCUGCAGAGAGCACGGGGUGUAUUGUGGGGGACGCUCCUGCGAGCCACGGAGGCCGGCGAGGGUUAAGUUUGUGUAUUUGUGAGCCGCGUCUCUUCCUCCGGAUUCUCUUUCUCCUCGCGUAACGGAUUGACAGAGGAGCUUGGAUGAGGUUUUGUGGAGCAUUUUUUCUCAGAAAACAUUGCUGCUAAAAAAUUCCAAACAGGAGAAGUAACUCCAGUCAGCUUAUGAGGUCACUGGCUUAGUGUAAAAACACUUUCAUGAGGUAACAUUGGGCCAAAGUCAACUUUUCCUUCUCCUUUGUAAGUCUGCAGCCAAGCAAUGGGCCAGAAAAUCUCAGGGAGCAUAAAGUCUGUGGAUGUGAGGGAGCCCCCAUACAGACCUGUUAAACGAGAGCUGAGAGGCCCAGAUUUUUGCAAGCCGGCGCGACUGGACAUGCUGUUGGAUAUGCCCCCUGCCAAGCUGGAGGUCCAGUGUAAACAUGCUUGGAACAACGAGGAUCGCUCCUUAAAUAUAUUUGUAAAGGAAGACGAUAAACUGACGUUUCAUAGGCACCCAGUUGCCCAAAGCACGGAUUGCAUCCGGGGCAAAGUUGGCUACACGAGAGGCCUCCACGUCUGGCAAAUUCACUGGCCCACAAGGCAACGGGGAACUCACGCAGUGGUGGGUGUCUCCACAGCUGAAGCUCCGCUGCACUCAGUGGGAUACACAUCGCUGGUUGGUAGCAAUAGUGAAUCGUGGGGCUGGGAUCUGGGACGCAACAAACUCUACCACAACUGUAAAAACCAGCCCGGGGUCACAUACCCUGUGUUUUUGGAACCAGAUGAGUCUUUUGUACUCCCAGACUCCUUACUAGUAGUUUUGGAUAUGGACGAAGGGACGCUUAGCUUCAUGGUAGAUGGACAAUAUCUUGGAGUGGCCUUCAGGGGACUAAAAGGGAAAAAACUUUACCCUAUAGUCAGUGCAGUUUGGGGGCACUGUGAAAUUACAAUGAGAUACAUCAACGGACUUGAUCCUGAACCCUUGCCUUUAAUGGACUUGUGCCGAAGAUCAAUUCGUUUUGCUCUUGGCAGAGACCGCUUGCAUGACAUAGAAAUUCUACCUUUGCCUCUGUCUCUGAAAAAUUAUUUACAGUACCAAUAAGACGUCUAGAACUCUGGUCUCAAAUUGGACUACAUCAAUGCAAAUGGAAGAAAAUUGUUUACAUCAAAAAAGAAAUAUUCCUGUUGGACACUUAAGUGUUAUUUAAUUUUUAAUUUUUUUUUUUUUUCUGAACCAAUGGAAGCAGAUCACUGUGGGGGAACUACUAAAGAAUGUGAAAGCAUUGACUGGAUUGAGAUUCAUGUAUUAUCUGUUGCCUGUUGUGUUUACAGUCCUGAAGGCCAUUAUUCUCUCCAUGACGUUGGUUUAUCUUUGUUGCCUCUAGUAAAUGCCAAUAGAAAAUCUGACCUGCAGGAUCCAGUAUCACACAGGAUAGAGCAUUCUUCAAUUACGUGAUUUAGUUUGUUUUCUUUCUCUCUCCUGCACCUCAGCCCAACAGAUAAAUUAACAAGGAAAAUUGUUGACAGUGACUCUGGAAAAAGUUACUCAGCGUAAUCAGCCCUAUAAUAGCUAAAAGUGCUAAGAUUUUUAAAAGCAAAAUAUUAGCUGGAAGAAUGUAUGAUUUCAAAGCACAAGAGGAAAAAACUUGUUAUGUGUGUCAGAAAAAAUCAGUUUUCAGACAUGGUGACAGUAAGAUGCAGUCCAUCGUUUUCAAAACCAAAUCUAGUCCCACCAAAGUUCUGCAGUUUAUAACAAAGCCUUCAUCAUCACAAGGAUAUUUGUACUUUAGAACACUUGUCCUUUUUUUUAUUUGAACAAAUUUAUAAUUUCUACGUGGUAUGAACUCUUAAGUACAUGGUUUUCUUUUUAAUGUAUGUGUGAUUAUAAUGUUUAUUUAUCUGUUUAGAGUCUGUGAAGUUCUCACUUAGCUAUUUCCUGUCUUGGGGUGACUGAUUUUGUCGUUUUAUUCCCAGGCUCUACCUGAAAUGUAUUAAUUUUCCAGGCUCAUCCGAUUUUUUUAAGAUGCUGCUUUCUAUUUGCAUUUAAUACAUGUUUCAAGUUUUCUGCCUGAUCAGUUACCUAGUUUUUAAACUGGAAGUUGUUGUUAUGGCAGAAUGUCAAAUGUUUAGACAGAGCUGCCUUCAGCAUAUUUUAAUGUGAAUUUACAGAUGAAUGAGGAGAAAAUUUCUAAUAAAGUCUACUGUCCAAAAUAAAA
This is a messenger RNA of Pogoniulus pusillus (Red-fronted tinkerbird), 2265 nucleotides long. It is a transcript of the gene SPSB4, whose product is annotated as splA/ryanodine receptor domain and SOCS box containing 4. Gene Ontology annotation, biological process: proteasome-mediated ubiquitin-dependent protein catabolic process; intracellular signal transduction. NCBI's taxonomy places the organism in Eukaryota, Metazoa, Chordata, Aves, Piciformes, Lybiidae. Gene Ontology annotation, molecular function: protein binding. The coding region runs from base 330 to 1151 and encodes 273 amino acids. The transcript is spliced from 3 exons. The record is from RefSeq and is a predicted model, not a curated record. Gene Ontology annotation, cellular component: SCF ubiquitin ligase complex.